Anguilla anguilla (European eel) is the source of this 1658-nucleotide messenger RNA. RefSeq names its product stonustoxin subunit beta-like. Gene Ontology annotation, molecular function: protein binding. Bases 503 to 1225 code for a protein of 240 amino acids. Lineage: Eukaryota; Metazoa; Chordata; Actinopteri; Anguilliformes; Anguillidae. The transcript has 6 exons. The record is from RefSeq and is a predicted model, not a curated record.
UCAAAUGAAACUGAAUGAGGUUAGAGAACAGACUGUCAGAAUGUCCGCCCGCCCCAUUCUCACCCUCCCCUCCCCCAUCCGAAACCUCAGGCAGCACAGGCAGCAGCGUUCUACUUGCUGGUUAAAUGAAGACUGCAUGGAAAAUACGGUUGAUUUGAGGUGUCUCUGAUGGCUGGCCGGAUCCUGGAGAUUCUGGAGGAGCUUCCAAAAGAAGAAUUAAAAAAGUGUCUCUGAUGGCUGGCCGGAUCCUGGAGAUUCUGGAGGAGCUUCCAAAAGAAGAAUUAAAAAAGUUCACAUUUUAUUUGAAUGAAGAGGUGCUGGAAGGAUGUAGGCCCAUUCCACUGGGUCAACUCGAGGACAAAGAUGUGACAGGUGUUGUUACCUUGAUGAAGAGUUCCUAUGGUAACAAAAUGGUGACAAUCACACAGGAGAUUUUAAAGAGAAUUCCACAAAAUGACUUACUUGAGAGAUUGGAGAGAAAUCUGGAAAAUGAGCGACCCUGAUGAGCUCGGCAGCUGCAGCCAGUGAUUACAGCCCUGAGGGGAAGCGCAAAAGGAGCCUGAAUAUGGAGCCUGUGUCUGAGGCCCAGCAGGUAGGGACACAGUCCAUGAUUUUAAAUGCCUCAGUCCUGAACUCUAAUCACCCAGACCUGGAAACAGAAAAAAAUGCCGUUCAGCUCACACUGGACCCCAACACUGCACACAGAAAGCUGUCUCUGUCAGAGGGGAACAGGAGGGUGAUAUGGGGGAAUGAGCAGCCAUAUCCUGAUCAUCCAGAGAGAUUUAACACCUAUCACCAGCUGCUGUGCAGAGAGGGGCUGUCUGAGCACUGCUACUGGGAACAGGAGUGGAGCGUGGAGGGGGAGGCAGAGAAGAGAUGGGGAGGGGCUUGGAUGGGAGCAGCAUAUAAAGCAAUCAUCAGGAAAGGAGGGGCCAUUUCUGAAGGCAAGUUGGGAUACAAUGACAAAUCCUGGAGUCUACACUGUAGUAAGGCCAAGCAUUCCGCCUGGCACAAAGAGAAUAGCACAGCUGUACCUGCCCCCCCAUCCCCGUCACACAGAGUAGGGGUGUAUCUGGACUGGCCAGCUGGCACUCUGUCCUUCUACAGCGUCUCCUCUGACACACGGACCCUCCUGCACACUUUCCACACCACCUUCACUGAGCCUCUCUACCCUGGGUUUAGAGUAGACUGGGAUUCCUCAGUGUCCCUGUGCAUGCUGGGAUAGACUCAUCUGUCCUAACUCAGUGUGGGGUACUCAUUCCUCUCUGAGAGAAAUGUGCCAUACUUGCCUGUCUAAGCUAUAGGCUAUACUUGCCUGUCUAAGCUAUAUGCUUGCAUUUCAUUUAGCAAACAGAGCAAACCAAAUAAAGGGAAUGGUAAUGUCGGAGAGUAGAGUGUUGCCUGCAGAGACCUGACCUUCACCUAAUGCAACUCACUACUGAGAGUGGGUUACUACAGAGCAGUAGGUUACUUAUGUGCUGUAUUAGUCUACAUACAUAUGUGGUGUCCAGUUGGGGAGACCUGUAAAUAUUGAAAAUGGGUAUUGAAUCUCUAACAAAUUAUGUGAUGUGUUAAAAUGGCAAUAGCCAAAGUUCUUGUGUCAGUCAUUUUCCAGGUGGCCUUUUGUUUGUUGUGAAAGUAAAGUCUUGUUUUGAAAA